UUCAGCGUAACUACCAAACCCGGAUUCGUUUUGUGUGUUUCGAGUUGGAGAGAGUACAACGUUUGCUUACUUUGAACUCGACGCUCCCAGAAAUUGAGACCAUCAUCAUGUCGCGGGAGAGACCCAAAAGAGGCGCAUUGCCUCCCGCCCAAGAGAAUAUUCAGAAAUUAGAGAAAGUUGUAGAGGAAGGUAAUUUCUAUGGAGCUCAACAAAUGUACAAAUCAAUUAGUGCAAGAUAUGUAGCUGCUCAGAGGUUUUCCGAGGCUGUGGAUAUCCUUCAGUCCGGCGCAUGCAACCAACUGAAUCAUGGGCAGGUUACUUGUGGUGCUGAGUUAGCUGCUUUGUUUGUGGAAACACUUGUCAGAAGAUUCCCUUAUGACGAUGAAACCUUAGUUCGUGUCAGGAAAAUUUAUAAAGCAUUUCCUCGGAUACCUGUGCCGCAACAGUUAGGGGAUUUAGAUGACAUGCAACAACUGUCUGAAACACUUGGGGCAGCAAAAACAUGUGUUGAGGGCUGCUCAUCAUUCCUAAAGGCUGCUCUUAAGUGGUCUAAGGAGUUUGGUGCACCCAGGAGUGGAGCUCCAGAAAUACAUGUUAUGCUAGCGAACUACAUAUAUUUUGAAUCUCCUGAGGUGGACAUGGUUAGAGUGUCACAUCAUUUUGUUAGAGGAAACAACCCCAAAGAGUUUGCUUCGACUUUAGUAAAUUUUAUGGGCAAGUGUUAUCCAGGGGAAGAUGAUGUGGCCAUUGCCCGAGCUAUUUUAAUGUAUUUGUCAGUUGGUAAUCUGAGAGAUGCCAAUAUUCUCAUGGAUGAGAUAAAGAAGCAAGUGGAGUCUAAGCAGCUUGACUUUCCCAAAUCCGAUUUGAUCCAGUUCAUCAAUUUUCUUUUGCAAACGUUGUUGAGAGAUGCUCUUCCGCUUUUUAAUAUGUUGAGAGCGAAAUACAAAUCAAGCUUAGACAGAGAACCGUCAUUUCAUGAGUUGCUGGAUGAAAUUGCGGAGAAGUUUUAUGGAGUACGACGCAGAAAUCCACUGCAAGGGAUGGGGAUGUUCGGCGAGAUUUUCAAGAUGAUGGGAGGUGAAUAGUGGCGCGAUGGAGCAUCAAGUUCUUGCUUCCUCGGCGGAUCCAUCAAUGCUACCGUUCUUGUGCUGGUUGAUGGGAGUGUAUUUGUAUUUUUGAUACUCUAGGAACAAUUUUUGGGAGUGUAUUUAUAUUUAUAUUGUUUUUCACCUAGGUAGAUACAGAUCUUGUGUUUGUACCAUCAACAGGAUAAUUUUUAUUUUUUAAUUUGAAUAUUCCAAAUUGUAUGA
Messenger RNA from Pyrus x bretschneideri (Chinese white pear), 1310 nucleotides. RefSeq names its product protein GET4. NCBI's taxonomy places the organism in Eukaryota, Viridiplantae, Streptophyta, Magnoliopsida, Rosales, Rosaceae. The record is from RefSeq and is a predicted model, not a curated record. Gene Ontology annotation, biological process: protein insertion into ER membrane. Gene Ontology annotation, molecular function: protein binding. Gene Ontology annotation, cellular component: cytosol.